Varroa destructor (honeybee mite) is the source of this 5091-nucleotide messenger RNA. RefSeq lists its product as uncharacterized. Gene Ontology annotation, molecular function: nuclear receptor activity; zinc ion binding; RNA polymerase II cis-regulatory region sequence-specific DNA binding. Gene Ontology annotation, cellular component: RNA polymerase II transcription regulator complex; nucleus. The record is from RefSeq and is a predicted model, not a curated record. Gene Ontology annotation, biological process: cell differentiation; ecdysone receptor signaling pathway; positive regulation of transcription by RNA polymerase II. NCBI's taxonomy places the organism in Eukaryota, Metazoa, Arthropoda, Arachnida, Mesostigmata, Varroidae.
GCCCUGUCGCCAACGAGCGCCUACUGUUAAGCCAUUCAGUUAACAACAGCGGUAGCGAGAACGAAGUAGACGCCGGCACAAGGCAGAAGAGCAAAAGCCAGGUAAAGCGCACAGGCCGUCGAGUAUCGGACAACAGACUAUGGGCUGCUGCCGCCGCCGCCGCCACCACCGCCGCUGCAGAGUAAACAAGCACGCAAGCGAGUAACCACUCACUGGCGUACAGCAAAAAAGUCACUGCUAUCUCUACGCGAUCCUGGAGAACGUCGCAAAAGAAGCGGGAAGAAAUGGAAGAAGAAAGACAUCGGCCGCUUUGCCGGGCCGGAUACCGGCAACACUAGACGACGUCGGAAAAAAACAACAUCGACAUCGUGAAGGCGACGCAAGAGAGAAAGAUCUUCCUCUUGCUUAUCGCUAAACGCGCGUACGCGUGCUCUAACGAUACAAGCAGUUCUAGGUAGCGCAACAUCCACCCCGUCGGCUUGCGAGAGUUGCGCGCUGUCUAGCGAACUUCUCAAAAGCUGGUAGCUAAGCGACGAGUAACUCUAGCAUCGCCGGAUUGCCCUCGUAAAGUAGGUAGUCGCCGCUGUACGUGAACCCGUGAUAAGAGAACACAAGUAUAUGCGAGCGUCAAAUCAACGUGCUACGGCGUUCUGCUCCCGCCCACCUUUGCUGCUGCGCACGAGAGCAACGGGGGCCGCCACCAUCAAACGCAGCACCCGUCUAACCCGCGUCUGUUUCGCUGGCCUUCAUUGGAAUCUCGAAAGAGACACCGCCGAAAGCUACGAAAAUAAACAGAAACAUUUUGUGAAGAACAUAGGCAAAAAAAUAAUCGAUUUAUUUCGCAGCAGUCAGCUCGCCCAUGAUCCACACAAUAUUGUGAUCUGUGUUGUCUUGUGAAUCGUAGUAGAGCUAUUAUAUAAGCAGCUUCAGUGUAUCGUAGUGGCAGUGUGAAUCGAAGUAUGUGUAGGUUCGAUUGAAGAUGUCGCCGGAUUAGAUUGAUAGAAACUGAUCUUGAUGAUUGAUGGAAACGUCCGCUGAUCUUACUGCAACGUAACCGCGCGAAUCAGCUCGUCUGCCUUUGCCCCCGUUUGGAGUUUUCGAUGUUGGCACAAGUUGGCGUUUAUUUCGACAGCCGUCAACAGUAGUCGCUGGGCCUCUGGUCGGUUGGAAUCCUCCGUUCCGCGCUGGAGAACGCAGUCAGCUGAGAGAAUUUAGGCGCGUGUUCGUCUACGAGAGCAGGUGCAAAUGCGUUGCUCCUUUCCCUUGACCAGAGUUAGGAGGAACUCACACUGGGACGCGACCAAACAAGCAGAUCACGUGCCGUUACAACAACGACAGCGGUGGGGGCGGCGGCAACGGUGCAGCGACGACGGUAGUACCGACGACGACAGUAACAGUAGCAAAAACAACAACAAGCAUACUUUGGCUGAAUAAAUAGCUGUGGAAAAACAUGCUGGACGUAAGUAAUCCGUCAGGGUAUGCGUCCCUUUAGCACGCAGAAAUGAAUUUUGCUCUGCAUGCAACAUCAGGUUUCUUUUACGUUCUGUAAUAAGAAUGUUCGCUUAGCAGAUAAAAUUGUUCAGCACCGGAAAGGGCAGAUCAGACAAGCCAAUAACCUCCAAUCGUUUGCGAUAUAAACGUUGAUGAAGAAAGCCUGUCGCCCAUUAACUGGACGGCGUCAAGAAAAACAAAUUCACGUGCUCUAUUAUAAUAAUAAUAGUCAGGAUAGCAGUAACUAUUUCUAUUGGAUUUUCUCCCUUGAUGUGGAGCGAGCAACUGCAGUUAAUAAGUAAGCAUCACCGACGGAAACCCCAUCAGUACGAUAAUAAUCAUCGUGAGGCGAAGCUAUGUGGCAAAGGACAUCGAAGCGGAUUGACUAGUAAGUGUGGCUGUGUAUACGAAUACAAGCACAUAAGUUGAUCAAUCAAUAAAUCGAUUACACAAGGUCAAUAACACGUUGGCGUAACAGCAACAGAUAAAAAUUAAUGUAGUGGUGCUAUGGACCCUAUCAUUCUCCUUUGGCUGCAUGAUCAAAAGAAGCAAACAAAUCUGGAGCACCCCAAGUCGCCUCAGCAGCUGAAAACGGACUUCGGCACUGCGUCGACGCUCUCUUCACGGGUGCCCGUCCUUCAGAUCAUCAACAGUGACCAAAAAGAGGAUCGCAGCAGCUGCAGUGGCAGGUUUUCGGAAGGAUCAAUUUCGGAACAGUCUAACGCUGGCCGCCGACCUGGAACCUAUACGUGCAACACCGAAUCUGGCGGAUGCCUCAAUAACGAUACCAAAAACGAUAAUAUGAUAAAAAUGAACCCACAAUCGAUCCCGCAGUACUUUGAUGAAAACUCCAUUCAUAAGCUAUCGUCCCAACAUCAUCACCACAACCAUAGCCAACAGCAGCAACAGCAGCUACCGCAAUAUCUGCAAACAAUCCACCAAAACAGUAACCAACUGGUGUCAUCUGUGGCGCCACUAUCGAUCGAUACCGGGGGUAAAAAGUUGCUCGGAGGAGAAAAUACCCGUAAGCGAGCUGCCGAAGUGCCAGUAUCGUGGAUAGCUUCGUCCGUAGCCGUACAGCAACAGCUGAUCAGCAAUCCGGCAACGGCAGUUAAUCGCUGUAACAACAACAAAGACCUGUCCACACAGCAGGUGACCUCACUCUCCGGUAACAGCGCACAACAGCAUCUGCAACUGCAUCAACAACAGCAGCAGCAGCAGCAGCAGCAGCACAGCGGAAGCAGCACUGGGCACACCGGAGUAUCGCCGGUUCCGUCACUAACCUGCUCGGACAUUGGGGAAAUGGACCUCGACUUCUGGGAUGUUGAUACGACUAAGACAGCAGACAGUGACGUUGUUAGUCAGCCAUCAUCAAUGCUAGUUAACAACAACAAUGGCGGCUGCGGGCAGCAAACUUACAAUUCGCAGCUAAACGGCAACGCAACGAACAAUAGUCAUCUUGUGCAGCAGCAGCAGCAGCAGCAGCAACAACUCUAUGGAAAUAACAAGGAUUGUUCGCUGCCGUCAUCAGGUUUAACUUCACUAUCGCAAGCGUCAAAUGAAAGUAAUGGUGUAUUUGGAAACGUUGUAACCUCUUCGUAUGGGAACCGUAGUGGCACUCCUAGCGGCCUAGUAAGCAGCAAUAUUGCUUCUAGCGUAUUUGGCAACCGUAACGUAGCUCCUAAGAACUACUACCAAGGAGUGUCAUCCGGUGGACCCCUAAAUCUGGGAAUCCAAGGAGUUAGUCUAGAUGGCGUAGGGAAGUCAGUCCCUGGCUGUGCAGGGACAGAAUCGCUUGGACGAUCCCCUAGUGGGCUAAUUACAUCGGCUCUUGAUGCCAAUAACAACAACAGUAGCAGCAAUUCCGGAAGCGAAACCAUUCAGAGUGAUGCUGGAGAUCUCAAAGGAACUCUUUUUUCGAAGAAACCUGGAGGACCGACUGGGCCCUCGUCUGCCGGAGGGCCCCAGUCGCGGCAACAAGAGGAGCUCUGCCUCGUGUGCGCCGACCGCGCUUCCGGCUACCAUUAUAAUGCCCUCACCUGUGAAGGAUGCAAAGGCUUCUUUCGGCGAUCAAUCACAAGGAAGGCUAGGUAUCAGUGUAAGUACGGCGGUCAAUGCGAAAUGGAUAUGUACAUGCGACGGAAAUGUCAACAUUGCCGCUUCCGGAAGUGUAUUAGUGUGGGGAUGAGGCCGGACUGUGUUGUACCUGAAUCUCAAAACGUCAUGAAGCGUCAAAACAAGAAGAAACCAGACCCAGAAACACUGAAACCCAAUGCCAGCACCCCUGAAGCCGUCGAAGUACACGACGAGAAACCAAAUCUGGCAGCCCUUAAUCGUGCUAUACGAGAGGUGUGUCCUUUGACAUCUGAUCAAGAGUGCCUAAUCAAUAGGCUGGUUUACUACCAACUAGAGUUCGAGUCACCAUCACCUGAAGAUGUCACUAGAGUCACAGGGUUCCCUUUGGGAUGCUCCGAAAAAGACAGCCAAAAACGCUUCGAACACAUUACUGAGAUUACGAUACUUACCGUCCAGCUGAUCGUCGAGUUCAGCAAGCGUGUGCCUGGAUUUGAUACGUUACAGCGCGAAGACCAGAUCACAUUACUUAAGGCGUGUUCGAGCGAGGUGAUGAUGCUGCGUGGAGCACGCAAGUACGACGUCGCCACAGAUUCAAUUGUGUUCGCGAAUAACCAGCCCUAUACGCUCGAUAACUAUCGAUCAGCGUCGGUGGGCGAAAAUGCCGACGCGCUGUUUCAGUUUUGCCGAAAUAUGUGCAACCUCCGUGUCGACAAUGCGGAAUAUGCCCUGUUAACAGCAAUCGUUAUCUUCUCAGAACGUCCGGCCCUACUUGAACCUGAUAAGGUUGAACAAGUACAAAUGUUCUAUGUGGAAACCCUUCGCCGGUACUCGGAGAAUCAUCGAAAUCCGCCGGGGUCGCCCGCGCACUUCGCUAAACUGCUCGCCAUUUUGACUGAAUUACGUACAUUGGGUAACAUGAACUCGGAGAUGUGUUUCAACAUCAAAUUCAAACAGAAUAAGGAACUGCCACCAUUUCUUGCCGAGAUUUGGGACAUCCAAGAGGCUUCAUAAUCGCAACAAGCGUAAUUUUUAUUUGAAUCGAGGUCAUUGACAAACAUCAGUCUGCUGUCGAGUCCUCGAUCUGUACCCAUGUGAAGUGCUCGUUCCGUGUUUUUUCGUUAGAACCGCGCGAACCUAGACGGGCUGCGAAACAGUUGUUCUGCGAAAUAAAUGAUCGUGCAGUCGACCCUCGCUGCACGUAACAACGACAGUAGCAACAACAGCUCGAAAAAAACCUGUGAUGAAGACCGGAAUCGAGACAAGGCCAUCGCUGGGUCAUUUGCGCCGACAUUUUUGUCUGUCUUCUUCCAUCCGCUUCGGCAGGAAACACCUGAGGCAGCUUUAAUGGUCGCAACUAUUCAAGAUGAUUGUGGGUGGAUGUGAGUGUCGGCGAACAGGAAGAAUCUAGUUGGCCAUCUAAUUCGCUAACGCAACUCGUGCCGAUUCGGUGUUGAUGUACGAUGUAUACUUUGUAAAUACAUGUCUUCCAGAUGCCUUGCCGGGCCACUGAGUUAUGUUGAACCA